AGUAUGCAACUUAUUGUUGUUGUGUUCGUGCACGUGGGGGGUUUGAAUUUGUUCCAUCGUGUUGCCUUCUGCUGAAUACUAGUGGAAGAGUAAAAUCUUUAGUGAAUUGGAGCGUUAAAAAUGGGUAAAACGAGGCGUAACCGAGUACGGCAUAUUGCAAAUUCCAAUCCUUUGGGAACUACUAACCUUAAUGACUUCUUGAACGGCGAUGAAGAUUUAAUGGACAAUGGAUUGGGUCCGGUUGAUACAAUGCGAGAGCAACUAUUGAAUGUAAAUGUCGAAGAAAAAUUAAAUGCUUUGCAAUCACUUGCUGUGCUAGUGCAAUCUGGCAAAAAGGACAAAUUAACUGCCAUUUGCGAAAGUAACAUUAUACGAAUAGCAGCUCCAUAUAUGUUUGAUCGUGAUCAACCUUUGCGAAAUGCAGCUGCAGGAGCGCUACGUAACUUCACCGUGUGUAUGCCCGAAGUAUGUGACAUCUUUGUUGAGCAGGACGUGCUCACGCCACUUUUAACUCUACUCGACGAAUACGCCCAAAACACCGAAUGGAUACCGAACUUUGAUAGUGCAAUGGGCGGCCAAUUAGAUAUACGAUCAGACACAUUUUUGCAGGCUAUAAAUCUCCUAUGGAAUCUCUGCGAGAGUUCAACGAUAGCGCUGGACACUUUUAAUCAAACGCAAUUAAUUGGGAGCUUAAUUCGUUGCCUAGAUCAUACAAUUUUUGGUUUAGAUAUAGCAAUAUCAGUUGCUCAGUGCAUAUUAGUGGUGUCGGAGAGUAAUCAAAGGGUAUGGAAUGUGUUGACUCAGCAUGUGCCUGCGCUGUUAAGUUUGCUCGAACUUACGGGUGGUUAUGGACAACAUUAUCUGAGGACCUUAGGAGCGGGUAUUUUGUCAAAUGUGCCAGCUUUGUCAGCGGCAUACACUAGCAAUAUCUUAAAUUGCUUAGCACAAACAUUAGCUAUUGACCAGCAAGAAGCCUUGUCAAAUGUGUUGAAUGGACGUGUUGAAAAUGAACGAAAUGAUUGUGUGCCAGUACUGGAUAUAAAUAUGGAAACAGAAGAGGAAGAGACGGAAGAAGCCGCUGCUUUGCGCAGACGACGCCAAGAAUUGCCAACACAAAGUGAAAUCGCAAUGAAAGAUGUAGCAAAUUUGUUGGAUGCUCAUCGUGUCGCAACAGAGAUUAUUACGAAUUUAGUUUCCAAUGAUGAUGAAGAGUGGGUCGAUUCAGAAGGGGAAGAUGCAUCUGAAGGUGAAGGUGUUGUGGACUACGAAGUUGAAAACUCAAAUAGUAAUGGAGAUAUUCAAGACUUGGAUAAACUUCCUGCAGAGUUGGUUGAAAUUAUUAAAUCGUUGGGAAUUGUACAAAAGCUUUGGCAAAAAGCACAAGUUUUACCUGAUAAUGUGGCACAGUCCUUGCGCGACGUCAGUUUAGGAUUGGUUAUGAAAGUGAAAAACUUGCGUAUUUCUUCGCUGCUUUGCUUGCAAAACCUCUGCAACGCGCUGAGUCCCGAGGACAUGGGCGGCGCUAAAGCCAUUUACGAUGUCUGGGUAGAACUUGGCCAGCAAGUGUUUAAGGGUCCUCAAGAUGUCACCGUCAUGGAGCCGGCAACUUCGUUAAUGCGUGCUGCAUUAGAACGUCUAAAACCAAACAAAGAACUAUUCGGUCAAAUGGCAGAUAAUGACUUGGAGUUAAUUUUUAAUGGCGUUAAGAAUUGCAGUGUUGCUGAAAUUCGUGCAAAUUGGUUGCGCAUGUUGGGUACACUGGGUUGCCUAUUGCCAGAAACUUUAGUUCGCACUAUAAUUACAUUCAUCGUAGAAGCGUGUGUCGAGGAAGAUGACGUUUGGACCAUUUCCGAGGCACUUGAUUCCUUAAUGGACAUGUUCGCCGAUAAUGAUUGGCCAAAAAUUAUUGUUGAGUUGAAUUUGCCCGAAGUGCUGAAAAAGUUGGAGAAAAUGUUUAGAAAUAAGAUACGGCAGCAACGUCGUGAACUGAAGGAGCGUUAUCCAGCUGUGCAAACUGUGCGCACAAAUCUGUCGCGUUUCAUUAGAUAUAUGGAAAUAGAAGCCGAUAAGUACGCGAAAAAUGCGUAAAAUUUUUAAAAUCCAAUACGAUUCAAAGUUCGUUGCAGAAAUGCAUUUAAUGUACAUAAAUACGUAUAUCUUUUAUUUGACAAUAAGACUUUUCGAUGACAAAAACUAGA
Molecule: messenger RNA, 2198 nt
Organism: Anastrepha ludens (Mexican fruit fly)
Lineage: Eukaryota; Metazoa; Arthropoda; Insecta; Diptera; Tephritidae
Product: HEAT repeat-containing protein 3
Exons: 10
Coding region: 121-2088 (655 amino acids)
Biological process (GO): protein import into nucleus; ribosomal large subunit biogenesis
Source: RefSeq, a predicted model, not a curated record